Limanda limanda (common dab) is the source of this 2082-nucleotide messenger RNA. It is a transcript of the gene dnai1.2, whose product is annotated as dynein, axonemal, intermediate chain 1, paralog 2. NCBI's taxonomy places the organism in Eukaryota, Metazoa, Chordata, Actinopteri, Pleuronectiformes, Pleuronectidae. Gene Ontology annotation, cellular component: outer dynein arm. The record is from RefSeq and is a predicted model, not a curated record. The coding region runs from base 1 to 2082 and encodes 693 amino acids. Gene Ontology annotation, molecular function: dynein heavy chain binding; dynein light chain binding. The transcript is spliced from 20 exons. Gene Ontology annotation, biological process: outer dynein arm assembly; cilium movement.
AUGACGGGUUCGACCAAUCACGGAAGAGGCAGGUUGGUUGUCUUGGCAACAUACACACAGCAGCUGACGGCCGCUACACAGCGUGCGUUGCAGGAUGAGGAGGAACGCGUGGAUAAGGGUGUUGGCUGGGAUGAUACUCAUGGGAAAGGACUUAUUAAACCUGCAGAUCAACUGGAGCUCACUGAGGCUGAGUUAAAAGAGGAAAUCACAAGGAUCCUGACUGCCAACAACCCACAUGCACCCCAAAAUAUUGUACGCUACAGCUUCAAGGAACGCUCCUACAAGCAGGUAGUUGUGGAUCAAAUGGCUGUUCACUUUGUGUUGGAGGGCAGCCUUGUACAUCAAGACUCCGAUGAGGCCAGAAGACUGAGGGCCAGAGGGGGUCUCCCAGGAGAGGUUGUAACAGUGGAAACAGGAGCAGAACCUGAUGAGGAGGAAACAGAAACUCCGGCCACGCCUGUAGAAGAUGGAGGGGAAGUUGAGGAAGUUGGAGAAGAUGACAGACCAGACAGCGUUGCCUCCAAAACAGACAUGAAGCAGCCGAAACUUACCAAUCAGAUCAACUUCAGUGAGAGGGGCACCCAGACCCUCAAUAACCCAUUAAGGGAAAGAAGCAGCCAGACUGAACCUCCGCCACGCAGAAACUUCUCUGCCACCGCUAAUCAGUGGGAGAUCUAUGACGCCCACAUGGAGGAGCUGCAAAAACAAGAAAAAAAUAAAGAGAAGCAGAAAGCCACACUACCGAAGACAGAUAGUGACAGAAGCAAGAAGAGGCUGCUGUUGAUGGAGACUCAGAGCGACGACCUCAGCAAAGUGGGAAAAGCAUCCAAUAUCUUUGAAAGAAUGAUCCAUCAAAAUACGUUUGAUGACAUAGCACAAGAUUUCAAAUACUUUGAAGAUGCCUCUGAUGAGUUCAGGGAUCAGGAGGGAACCCUUCUCCCUUUGUGGAAGUUCCAAUAUGACAAAGCUAAAACACUGUCUGUCACCGCCCUCUGCUGGAAUAACAACAUUCAGGACCUGUUCGCUGUGGGUAUGGGAUCCUACAACUUCAGCAAGCAGGGUUGUGGCAUGGUUGUCUUCUACUCGUUAAAGAACUCAUCGUUUCCAGAGUACAUCUACCCCACCAAGUCAGGCGUCCUGUGCCUUGACAUCCACCAGCAGCAUUCCAACCUGGUGGCGGUGGGCUUCUAUGACGGCUGUGUGGCCGUCUACGAUUUGAAGAACGAGGGACUGGAGCCCGUGCACAAGAGCACAGCUAAGACUGGCAAGCACACUGAACCUGUCUGGCAGGUACGCUGGCAGAACGAUGACAUGGACAACAACCACAAUUUCUUUUCUGUGUCAUCUGAUGGCCGAGUUGUGUCUUGGACACUUGUUAAGAAUGAGCUGAUCUACACAGACAUUAUCAGACUGUCAGUGAAUGGUGCUGUAUCUGAAGGACCAGAAGAUGCACAGCAGCCCAUCUUUGCUUGCGGUACAGCGUUUGACUUCCACAAACAGAUCGACUCUCUCUUCCUAGUUGGCACAGAGGGAGGGAAAAUACACAAGUGCUCAAAGACUUACUCCAGCCAGUUCCUGGAGACCUACGAUGCCCACAGCAUGGGAGUGGACGCUGUGAGAUGGAACCACUUCCACCCGAAGGUUUUCAUCUCGUGCAGUUCAGACUGGACCGUCAAGAUCUGGGACCACACCAUCAACACUCCGAUGUUCACCUUUGACCUGAAUGCACCUGUUGGAGAUGUUUCCUGGUCUCCAUAUUCCUCCACUGUAUUUGCUGCUGUAACAACAGAUGGCAAAGGUCAUGUUUUCGACCUCAGCAUCAACAAAUAUGAGGCCAUCUGUCGGCAGUCAGUUGUUGCCAAAAAGACCAAGUUGACGCACCUGGAAUUUAACCCCGUCUAUCCCAUCAUCACCGUGGGCGACGACCGAGGAUACGUCACCAGCUUCAAACUCUCGCCGAACCUCCGCAAGACACCCAAGGCUAAGAAGGGUCAGGAGGUUCCUAAAGGUCCAGAGGUGGAAGUAGCCAAACUGGAGAAGCUGCUCAGUCUGCUGCGGGAACAAGAGGAGAGCCCAGUUUGA